This is a messenger RNA of Vigna unguiculata (cowpea), 1545 nucleotides long. Its product is annotated as geranylgeranyl diphosphate reductase, chloroplastic-like. Gene Ontology annotation, molecular function: FAD binding; oxidoreductase activity, acting on the CH-CH group of donors, NAD or NADP as acceptor. Gene Ontology annotation, biological process: chlorophyll biosynthetic process; photosynthesis. The record is from RefSeq and is a predicted model, not a curated record. Gene Ontology annotation, cellular component: chloroplast thylakoid membrane. Lineage: Eukaryota; Viridiplantae; Streptophyta; Magnoliopsida; Fabales; Fabaceae.
GAUCCCAAAUUCAAAAUUCAAACUCAUUUCCUCAUUCUCCAUGGCUGCCAAAAUUCAAACUAGUUUUUGUUUACCUUCAUUCUCCAUUGCAACCUCAAAACCCAAACCUUACUUCAAAUCCUUCACCGUCUCAGCUUCCAAAUCCAUCUCCGGCCGAAAGCUCCGAGCGGCAGUGAUCGGUGGCGGUCCCGCAGGAUCCUCCGCCGCCGAGGCCCUAGCUUCCGGCGGCGUUGAAACAUUCCUCUUCGAACGAAACCCCCCGUCCGUCGCGAAGCCAUGCGGUGGCGCCAUCCCUCUCUGCAUGCUUGAAGAGUUCAACAUCCCUCACCACCUCAUCGACCGUCAAGUGACGCAAAUGCGCAUCUUCUCCCCCUCCAACAUCGCCGUCGACUUCGGCAAAACCCUAAAACCCCACGAGUUCAUCGCCAUGCUCCGCCGCGAGGUCCUCGACUCGUUCCUCCGCUCCCGCGCGCACUCCGCCGGCGCUACCGCGGUCGCCGGCCUCGUCACAGGCCUCGACCUCCCAACGGCGCCAGCCGCGCCCUACACAAUUCACUACACAGCCAACGGCUCCUCCCGGCACUCGCUCGCCGUGGACGUCGUGAUCGGCGCCGACGGCGCCAACAGUCGCGUGGCGAGGUCGAUCGGCGCCGGUGACUACGCCUGCGCCAUCGCGUUCCAGGAACGGAUCACAUUACCGGACGAGAAAAUGGCGCACUACGAAAAUCUCGCGGAGAUGUACGUGGGUGGCGACGUGUCGCCAGAUUUCUACGCGUGGGUUUUUCCCAAGUGCGACCACGUGGCAGUGGGCACGGGUACGGUGCGUGCAAAGAAAGAUAUUAAAGUGUACCAGCGCGGGAUCAGAGAAAGAGUGAUGCCGAAGAUCAACGGUGGGAAAGUGAUCAAAGUGGAAGCGCACCCUAUUCCGGAGCACCCGCGUCCGAUUCGGGUGAAGGGACGCGUGGCACUCGUAGGUGACGCUGCAGGGUACGUGACGAAGUGUUCGGGUGAGGGUAUCUAUUUCGCGGCGAAAUCGGGUCGCAUGUGCGGAAACGCCGUCGUAAAGGCCUCGGAGGGUGGGGAGAGGAUGAUCGACGAGAGUGAUCUUAGGAGGGAGUACCUGAAGCCGUGGGACGCGGAGUAUGCUAUGACGUUUAGGUUUUUGGAUCUGUUGCAGAGGGUUUUCUACGGUAGUAACGCGUGCAGGGAGGCUCUGGUGGAGCUCUGUGGGGACGAGUACGUUCAACGCAUGACGUUUGAGAGCUACUUGUAUAAGAAGUUGGCGCCUGGCACACCAUGGGAAGAUGCUAAGCUUCUCAUCAACACCAUUGGCACCAUGGAUCAUAUAAAGGAAAAGAAGAUGAUGAAAACCUGCAUAUUCCAAAAGGUAACAUCGGUGUGACAGAGAGAAGUGCAUAUAACACGAAUCCUAGCUUCACGAGGCAAUGGAGGUGCUACAGUGAUCUCCUCAAUAGUCAGUGGAGAGCCAGGCUUGCGGCAAAUUGCAGCUACAGUUUUUGCAAAUAAAGAACACAGUUUUAUACA